AUGUGCGAGCUCGGCACGCAGGCUCAAGUGCUUCAAAACGUGUCGCCUCUCGCGCUCGCGAUGCGGGCACGGUCGCUGACCGAAGGGUCGCAUAGGUUCUUGCACAAGUGUGCGGCUUCCGGCAACACAGACGCCUGCUACAUUCUCGGCAUGUUCUCUAUACUCACACCGGUCAUCUUCUCCCUUCUCCUGCUACAGAUUAAGUUCUACUGCCUCGGGGAUCACCAGCACGGAGCCACGCUAUUGGCCAAGGCGGCGCUCGCGGCGCACCCGCACGCGCUGCACUCGCUCGCCGUCAUCCACUUCAACGGCAGCGGCGGCACGCGCCACGACCGCGACCUGGUGGCGGGGGUUCUCCUCUGCGCGCGCGCCGCGGCCGCGGGACACGUGGAGGCGCUGCGGGAGCUGGGGCACUGCCUGCAGGACGGGUAUGGCGUGCAGCGGGAUAUUCCCGAGGGCCGCCGGAUGCUGCAGGAGGCGAACGUUCGCGAAGCUGCGCGCGCGCUCGCCUGCUCCGUGGCGGUGCCACGGUGUGUUGUUCCGCCAGUAGUCCCGAGCGGCUCUCUGUCACGGAUGACUGGGAUGACUGGGACGAGCGGGACGUCUGUUUGUGGUGACGUGCAGGCGUCACCCGCGACUCUCCCGGUGGCUUCAGUUGGCGCUGGCUCUCCUGACUCAUCUGGAAACGGUGCAGUGGGUGCGAAAGAGGGUAGCAGGAAGGGCGAGGUGCAUGAUCCGAGACCCCAUGUGCUGACGCGUGCUGCUGCGGUUUCAAGCGCGUUUGCACGCCACCACGCGUGUACCACGGGUUCUUGGAGCCAAGGACGGAGCAUUGACGCGCCUGGCGUGUCUGGCGCGCCGCACCAAGAGGAGAUCGUACCCCACCGCGCUUCCUCCGGUUUGAGAGUCGACUUGAGCGUGCUGCAGACCCUGCAAAGCGCCGAGAGCGUGGCGAGACAAAGCGAAACGCAGGCCUACGAGGCAGGGGGGAUGGAGAGAUUGGAGGGUGAUGGGCAGUUUCUGCAGCAGUCUGGGGUGCAGCCGCUGCAGAAUCACCAGUCUGAUAACCAGUCCCAGCACGCGCAUCAGUCUAGCAUCCAGCACUCAGAAGCACAAGUACCUGGACGCGGUACCCAAGCCCCUGUUGGUGCAGAUGCAAGUGAAGCUUUGCCCCACGCAGAGAGGCCUCCUGUAGCCAUGUGCUCGGGGUCUAGUGGGCCCCACCGCUGCUGCUGCCUGCCACAUGUCACCCUGCCGCCCUCCUGGUGGCAUGUCGCCGUGCAUAAAUUCAUGGUGGACUGGCAUGCGCUCGUGCCACUCCCUGAGGGAUUCAGAGUGUGCUGCAAUGAGCUGUGCGGGCGAUCGGAAACAAGGAAACAGGAGUUCCGGUGCUGCUCUGCGUGUGGGGAGGCUAAGUAUUGCAGCCGCGUGUGCCAGGCAGUGGACUGGAAGGCCCGGCAUAAGGUGGUGUGUCAGCUUAUUGCUGCUAGGGUGCAGCAGGAGCAGGAAGUAGCGGCACAUGUGGAUUUGCUAAGACGGCAGGCACAGGGCCAAGAGCAAGAGGAUCAGCAUCGGCCUCAGCAGCAUGAUUACCCAAUGCAACCGGAUCAGCAGCAGCAACUGGAUCAACAUCAGCGGCAGCAGCAGCAGCAGCAGCAGCAGGUGCUGCAGCAAGUGAAUAGCAUUCAGGGUGAUCAGCAGGAAGUACAUUAG
Molecule: messenger RNA, 1713 nt
Organism: Closterium sp. Naga37s-1
Lineage: Eukaryota; Viridiplantae; Streptophyta; Zygnematophyceae; Desmidiales; Closteriaceae
Source: the annotation of a GenBank genome assembly